CCAAGCCUGUCUAGUAACGUUCUUCUUACCGUGUCAGAAAUUGACACAUGCUGCUGUUGCUGUCCAUUUGGGCAUUACACUGACUUGUACAAUUUCAUCUUUCUCUCAGUCCUCCGUUAGGAAAUGCUGCGAGUGAGGUCCGCGCUCUGUCAGUCUUGGAGGGGGUUUAAGACUUUUGCCUGUGCAGCAGUGGAAGUGAAGAAUGAACCUAUCCUAGCAUUCAAGGAAGGGAGUCCAGAGAGGGUUCAACUAGAGAAGGCUCUACAGGAGCUUAAGGGAAAGACAGAGGAGAUUCCAUGUGUGGUUGGGGACGAAGAAGUCUGGACCAAAGAUAUCCGAUACCAACUUUCGCCCUUCAAUCACUCUCACAAAGUGGCAAAGUUCUGCUAUGCUGAUAAGGAGCUUCUUAACAAAGCCAUCCUGGCGUCAGUAGCUGCGCGGAGAGAAUGGGACCUGAAGCCUGUACAGGACCGAGCCCAGAUUCUUUUCAAGGCUGCUGACAUCAUCAGUGGACCUAAGAGAGCAGAAGUGCUAGCCAAGACCAUGCUUGGGCAGGGUAAGACUGUAGUGCAGGCUGAGAUUGAUGCUGCUGCAGAACUGAUUGACUUCUUCAGGUUUAAUGCCAAACACGCCAUUGAAUUGGAACAUCAGCAGCCCCUGGACAGUGACGGCAGCACCAACACCAUGCUAUACCGAGGUCUGGAGGGUUUUGUGGCUGCUGUCGCUCCGUUCAACUUCACCGCGAUUGGUGGAAACCUGGCCGGCACCCCAGCUCUAAUGGGUAAUGUAGUGCUGUGGAAACCUAGUGACACAGCUAUGUCUGCCAGCUAUGCAGUUUAUAAGAUCCUGCGAGAGUCCGGCCUGCCUCCCAACAUCAUCCAGUUUGUCCCAGCUGAUGGACCAGUGUUUGGAGACGCCAUUACUGCUUCAGAGCAUCUGGCUGGCAUCAAUUUCACUGGCAGUGUCCCAACAUUUAAGCGUUUGUGGAAGCAAGUGGCCCAAAAUCUUGAUAUCUACAAAAACUUCCCUCGUGUGGCAGGAGAAUGUGGCGGAAAGAACUUCCAUUUUGUCCACAAGUCUGCGGAUGUUCACAGUGUGGUGAAUGGAACAAUCCGGUCUGCGUUUGAGUAUGGAGGGCAGAAGUGCUCAGCCUGCUCUAGGAUGUACGUGCCAGACUCCCUGUGGCCCCAGAUCAAACAGGAGCUCCUCGCCGUUCACAAGCAAAUCAAAGUGGGAGAUCCAGUGGAGGAUUUUAGCACCUUCUUCUCAGCAGUUAUUGAUGAUAAGUCAUUUACCCGAAUUCAAAAGUGGCUGGAGCAUGCCAAGUCUUCACCAAAUUUGACCGUCAUUGCGGGAGGAAACUGUGAUGGCAAGAAGGGUUACUUUGUUGAUCCCACCAUUGUUGAAACUAAAGACCCUCAAGAUGCCAUUAUGAACGAGGAGAUCUUCGGGCCUGUUCUGAGUGUUUACGUUUAUCCUGAAAAUAAGUACAAGGAGGUGCUGCAUUUGAUUGACAACACAUCCCCGUAUGCUCUUACAGGAGCCAUCUUCUCCAAGGAUAAGACUGUGGUGGAUGAGGCUGCCAAAAUCUUGAGAAACGCAGCAGGGAAUUACUAUGUUAAUGACAAAUCUACUGGCUCCAUUGUGGCCCAGCAGCCAUUUGGAGGCUCCAGAGCAUCAGGUACGAACGACAAGCCUGGUGGACCUCACUACGUUCUUCGGUGGACAUCUCCUCAGGUUGUCAAAGAGACCCAUGUGCCACUCCGUGAUUGGAAAUAUGCUUAUAUGGGUUGAGAAAAGCCUCGUUGUUCUACUCACUGUUGGUCCAUUUAACCCCAAACUUUCCUUUUAUGAAGUCUUUUCCUCUCCUUCGCCUUCAAUUCAGACUUGAAAACAAAUGUGAACUGUCAGAUCCAAAAUUGACUUAACAUAUAUCCCUGGCAAAGUGAUUCACUGUGCCAGAUGCUCGAGAUGUCCGUCAGGCUUGUGUAACAGAGAAGACUGAAGUCACAGCACCCUCUUGUGGUAGUGCUUUGUUAGGUCAGUCUGUCCUUGUGAUGACAACCACAUGAGAGUAUCCAACAUUGAUCAGAUGGACUUCUCUUGCCUGUGACAUCUGCAAAACCAAUGCUAUGGAUUUUAUCAUAGUGGUAUAAAUAGUUCAUUUAAUGAAAAUUGAAAAAAUACUAAUAGUAAUUUUGGAAAAUGCACUGAAAGUUGCUCUCUCUCUUUAGGCUUUUCUAUCUGGUAUAUCUCACACUGGUCACUGCUGUAGUUGACCAUUUCUUAGGUUCUAUCUCUCAUACAUUGUCUGCACAGAGGGAAAAAGAGUGUCGUUAUUUUAUCUUGUAUUACAGAAAUGCUGAAACUCACAACAUCGGUUAUUAACAAUCUGUUACAGUAAUAUCAAUAUUUUUUGAAGACCAAUAUUAAAUCUACCUUUGGACUGAAAAAGUUUGAUUUACAUAAAUGUUAGGAACUGUAUAACAGAAGAGGGAUAUGUCUGCCAGGUUUUCAUGGUCUAACUGAAUUUGAUCUCGAUUCUGUUGCAGAAUUAUUUCUGCCACAUCAAAUACAGAUUGGUUUAAUGCACUGGCUUUUCUGAAACUAUGAUUGUAAUUGUAAUGAGAGAAUAUGAGGUAUUGUAUUACAGCAGUUGUUUCACAGUUGUCCUAAAGAAAUAUUAAGUAAAAUAUAAAAUCAAUAUCAUAUGCACUUUUAUUACUAUGCAUAUUCUGUUCUAAUCUCAUCCAUCCAGGCAUUCAUAUAAAAAGAUUAAAGCAAUUACUUUUUAAAAGAAUGAGCAAGUUAGCUUCCUGUAGAAAAACCGUACUAAAACCUUUAGUGCCUGAAUAAAGGAAUGAUAUGGAAACUA
This is a messenger RNA of Chanos chanos (milkfish), 2875 nucleotides long. It is a transcript of the gene aldh4a1, whose product is annotated as aldehyde dehydrogenase 4 family, member A1. Gene Ontology annotation, molecular function: L-glutamate gamma-semialdehyde dehydrogenase (NAD+) activity. The transcript has 15 exons. The record is from RefSeq and is a predicted model, not a curated record. The coding region runs from base 124 to 1794 and encodes 556 amino acids. NCBI's taxonomy places the organism in Eukaryota, Metazoa, Chordata, Actinopteri, Gonorynchiformes, Chanidae.